Messenger RNA from Actinia tenebrosa (Australian red waratah sea anemone), 925 nucleotides. RefSeq names its product receptor-type tyrosine-protein phosphatase mu. NCBI's taxonomy places the organism in Eukaryota, Metazoa, Cnidaria, Anthozoa, Actiniaria, Actiniidae. Gene Ontology annotation, biological process: protein dephosphorylation. Gene Ontology annotation, molecular function: protein tyrosine phosphatase activity; protein binding. The record is from RefSeq and is a predicted model, not a curated record.
GAGGACGGUCCAGAUUGCUCUCCUCCACUUACUCGUACCAUACCCACUUCAUCCACAUCUGUAUACGUCUACUGGGCUCCACUGGAUAGGAAUGCAAAGUGCAUUAAUGGAGUGUUGAGAGGAUACAAGAUAGCCUACAAAAUAUCAGGAAGAUAUUACAACUUACAGAAUGUCGAUGUGAAACAACCGACUGCUCGAUCGUUUCUGGUGACAAGACUUCAGAAAUUCACAACCUAUUCAUUCCAAGUACUGGCAUACACUAUCGAGGACGGUCCACUGAGUAAUGCACGGGAUGCAACAACUUUAGAAGAUGGUCCAGAUUGCUCUCCUCCACUUACUCGUACCACUCCCACUUCAUCCACAUCUGUAUACGUCUACUGGACUCCACUGGAUAGGAAUGCAAAGUGCAUUAAUGGAGUGUUGAGAAGAUACAAGGUAGCCUACAAAAUAUCAGGAACAAAUUACAAGUUACAGUAUGUGGAUGUGAAACAACCGACUGCUCGUUGGAUUCCGGUGACAAGACUUCAGAAAUUCACAACCUAUUCAUUCCAAGUACUGGCAUACACUAUCAAGGACGGUCCACUGAGUAAUGCACGGGAUGCAACAACUUUACAAGAUGAGCCUGAAGCUGCUCCAGAAGCAUUGCAUAUAUUGAAAAUCAAUACCACGACUUACACCGCUACUUGGAAUGAAGUACCUGAACACUUGAGAAAUGGUUUGGUAAUAAAUUACGAAGUGAGAUGGAUUAUGAUGCGAAAAGGAAACCAAGCAGUCACAGGAAAAGCCCAUACUAGUGGUAAAAUAGAUGGCUUCUCUUAUACGAUUCAUGGAUUAUCAUUGUGUGCACAGUACAGCAUAUCUGUUAGGGCGUACACACGUGUUGGACCUGGGCCAUACAGUGCACCAGUUAACAUAACAACACAAC